AAUUUUUCAAACGGAAAAUUACCUUAAAACAAAUGAACAAACAAAAUAAAAGGUUGCACGCCUCUCAAACUUCACAGCUCGAAACAUAGACCGAAGUGGGGAAACACCCGAAGGGAUACUGUAAUGGAUCGCAGAGAAAAUCAAUCUUCUGAAGGUGAAACAGCUCGGAUUUUGGUUGAAUUCUUGGAAGUGGCCAUCAAUUCUAUUGUUUUCCUCAAAGGUGUUUACCCUUCUGGCGCAUUUGAAAGAAGGAGAUAUAUGAAUGUGGUCGUUCAAAGGGCUCGCCACACUCAGCUCCGAGAUUACAUACAUUCCACCGUCUCUACUCUUCUUCCUUUUAUCCAAAAGGGAUUGGUGGAGAGAGUAGCAGUUAUUUUUUUCAACGCUGACUGCAUCCCGGUGGAGCGAUUUGUUUUCAAGCUCGUAGUGAACCAGUCCUAUGGCUCAAAGUUGGAAGAAGCUGACCUGGAGUUCUCUCUUAGAUCAUUCCUGAUCAAGCUCUCAGUCUCAGAAUCCCUUACUAAGGCCCUUCCCCGUGACUGCAGGUGGGAGAUAAUUGCUUAUUUUCGAUCUCUUCCUCAGGCUAGUAUGAGCAAGGAUGCAGAGUUAUGGACCCCAACGGACACAAGGCAGUGGCAGCAACCUCCUAUACUGAUCCCUAUUAAGUCAAUGAGUAGCGAACCUCUGUGUCUGCAGUUAUAUUUAGAACAUCCUAGUUCAUCUGAACCAAAGCCUUGAAUGGGGGGAAGUACAAAAAAAUUGCACAUAUACAUCCAUGUACACUUAGGCUGUUAGGCAGAUAGCUCCUUUUUCUUUCUUUUUUGCUUUGUUUACUUUGAUUUAGCAUGACGAAUUAUUAAGAUUGUUGUCAACCUGCUGUAAAAAAUUCUGUUCUCCACUGAGCAUAUAAUAGUUGAUAAACCACCAUGAAUCCAGUA
Molecule: messenger RNA, 938 nt
Organism: Juglans microcarpa x Juglans regia
Lineage: Eukaryota; Viridiplantae; Streptophyta; Magnoliopsida; Fagales; Juglandaceae
Product: DNA polymerase zeta processivity subunit
Exons: 5
Coding region: 124-738 (204 amino acids)
Cellular component (GO): zeta DNA polymerase complex
Source: RefSeq, a predicted model, not a curated record